Messenger RNA from Monopterus albus (swamp eel), 3516 nucleotides. RefSeq lists its product as uncharacterized. The record is from RefSeq and is a predicted model, not a curated record. Lineage: Eukaryota; Metazoa; Chordata; Actinopteri; Synbranchiformes; Synbranchidae. The transcript is spliced from 2 exons. The coding region runs from base 432 to 3260 and encodes 942 amino acids.
CGGGCUUGGGACCGGCACAGAAGUCACUGGCUUGUAACUCCUGUGGCUAGAUUGGAUGUAACCUUAUAUAUAUGGUACAGAUAUGAGAGCGGUAUCAACUGGUCUCGGUUAACAACGAAAAAUAUACACAAAAUACUGAGCUAUUAAUUUAACAUGUAUUUCAAGUUAGCUAGGUAUUAUAUUCUCCUAAACAUUACGACCCCAAAACCUGUUGCAUGUUUACCUUUUUUUUACGCGAUGACGUCACUGGGGUUGGGGGGGUGGGAGUUGAUCGGUACAUAGCAACGGUUCCUUUGAUGCGCUUCUGACGUCAGAAGAGGGCAUUGUGGUGGCCGUGCUGAUUUGCUCUUUCACUCAGUGAAUUUUAACAUAUUCAGCUAACAGAACCAGUAAUACCAAAAUUCAGGAAACGCGAAUAACGAACAAACAGAAUGAAUAAGCCUACAGCAGAAAUACUUGAAUCCCAGGACAUGGACCUAGAAAAUGUUAUCGUUCCACGUAUCGAAAGCAUUUUCACACAGUUGAGCAGGCAACAGAUAGAAUUGGUCAAAUCUGGCGAGCCAGAUGAUUUCACAAAAGACUUGUUUGCGAAGCUGAUGCUGGAUCUUGUUGAAAGCCUGACGAAGGCACUAGCUGAGGGUCUGAAUGACAAAUGUGUACCCGUGCAACAGCAUGUCCUUCUUUCAUAUUUAUCCAAAGCACUCAGUGUGAGUUUUUCCGAGACCUGCCACGUUAAACAGGCCUACACAGAAAUCUUGGACGACUUAAUUUCAACGGAGGUCAAAGGAAGCCUUGAGUGCCUGUCCAGUGAGGACUGCAAGACCACCCCAUGCAUACCGACUGAUAGCACUGACCAUAUCGGCAGAAAGUCGAAGACACUAGCAGAGAAGGUGAAAUCUAUCUGCCCAAGAUGCAUUUUGAAGAGAAGGCCCAGCUGCACAGAGGCACCAGUCAGCUCACAAAGUGCAGUGGCUGCCCAGGACACAAAAAGCCAUGAACUGUUAGAAAUAGCAGAAACACGUUCAGAUGAGCUGAUGGAAAGUGAAUUAUACAACGAAGCUAAAAGAAUCACAACAGACAUCAUUACAGCAGUUAUUGGGCGUUUAUCAGAAGAGGAUUAUGAACAGUCGUCCCCAGCAUUCACAUGCACAACUUGUCUGAAAAAAGCGUGCAGAAACGUCAUCAUUUUUACAAAGCAGCUGGCCAAAGAUUUAGUACAUCAGAUAGUGGUGGAAAUAAAGGAAAGAUUCCGCCCUGACUCUGAACCUGAAGAUGCAGAGUCCAUAAGAACACUCAAGGACAGUGUUGACACUCUGAUUGUGGCAGUUACUGAUGACAGUGAUGAAAAUGAUGACAUCUCUGUGCUUCAGAACUACAAAAAUAUCUUCAGUAGUAAGGCUCAGAAAUUCACUAAAGGACUGAGUGACCUCAUAUACAAGCACAUUAAAUCCAGGAGAGGAGCAGAUGUUACUCCAGAGCCACUUCCAGAGAGCAGUUCUUGCACAUCGGAGUCUGUUGGGCCAUCAGACGCCACCAUGUAUGCUCGCAUACAAGGACAAGUGCAGAACUGCUUGGAACUAAUAGGGCAGUUUAUCAGACGUCAAACUAAGAGACAUGAUGAUGUCAGGCAGGUGUUCCAUGGAUCUGGGACUGAGACACUGGCACAAGAACAGCCCCUGGACAGCAACAAGGGUUCCCUGUCCAGUGAGGACUGCAAGACCACCCCAUGCAUACCGACUGAUAGCACUGACCAUAUCGGCAGAAAGUCGAAGACACUAGCAGAGAAGGUGAAAUCUAUCUGCCCAAGAUGCAUUUUGAAGAGAAGGCCCAGCUUCACAGAGGCGCCAGUCAGCUCACAAAGUGCAGUGGCUGCCCAGGACACAACAAGCCAUGAACUGUUAGAAAUAGCAGAAACACGUUCAUAUGAGCUGAUGGACAGUGAAUUAUCCAAAGAAGCUAAAAGAAUCUCAGCAGACAUCACUAGGGACAUUUUAGGGUCUGUAUAUGAGGGGUAUUAUGAUCAGUUACCUCAGUCUUUUACAUGCACACCUUGUCUGUUUGAUGUACGCAGACACUUGAAGGUCUGUUUUACAAAGCAGCUGGCCAAAGAUUUAGUACAUCAGAUAGUGGUGGAAAUAAAGGAAAGAUUCCGCCCUGACUCUGAACCUGAAGAUGCAGAGUCCAUAAGAACACUCAAGGACAGUGUUGACACUCUGAUUGUGGCAGUUACUGAUGACAGUGAUGAAAAUGAUGACAUCUCUGUGCUUCAGAACUACAAAAAUAUCUUCAGUAGUAAGGCUCAGAAAUUCACUAAAGGACUGAGUGACCUCAUAUACAAGCACAUUAAAUCCAGGAGAGGAGCAGAUGUUACUCCAGAGCCACUUCCAGAGAGCAGUUCUUGCACAUCGGAGUCUGUUGGGCCAUCAGACGCCACCAUGUAUGCUCGCAUACAAGGACAAGUGCAGAACUGCUUGGAACUAAUAGGGCAGUUUAUCAGACGUCAAACUAAGAGACAUGAUGAUGUCAGGCAGGUGUUCCAUGGAUCUGGGACUGAGACACUGGCACAAGAACAGCCCCUGGACAGCAACAAGGGUUCCCUGUCCAGUGAGGACUGCAAGACCACCCCAUGCAUACCGACUGAUAGCACUGACCAUAUCGGCAGAAAGUCGAAGACCCUAGCAGAGAAGGUGAAAUCUAUCUGCCCAAGAUUCAGUUCAAAAAGCUGUCAAGCUGAGAGCCACGAUGACAGGCGGGCGUUCCAUGAAUCAGGGACUGAGACACUGGCACAAGAACAGCCCCUAGACAUCAGUGUUGUGGAAGAUAGGACACCUGUGGAAUCUGAGGAUCCAGAACUGCAGACAAAGAAAAAGGAGCUGUUUCUCAGGUUGCUGCUGGAAAGGCUGAUGUCAAAGACAUACAAAAAAGCAAAAAUAGACAUUAGAUUAGGAAGGCUCGAAGCCAUUAUUGAGAAAUUAUAUGAUGAAACGUGGGCCGAGCUGAAAGACAUUGACUUUGACACCAGCAGAAAAUGCGAAAAACUCCCGAAGGUCAUUUUCAAAGAACUUUAUAAGAACUCGAACAACUCACAUAUGCGACUUCUGGUUUCCAUGCACGAAGAGACAAAAAAAGUGGCAAAAUGCAUCGCCUUAUCUAUCAGAUCUCACCUGACAAAACCAAAACGGUGUAGCCCCAUCUCCAAUUUCUUCUCGCGUCUGCGUGGCCAAAUCUUCAGACAAAAAAACAGAGUUGGGGUUGUUUAGGUGAAUGUAAGACCAGAGUCUAAAAAAGAGUUCCAGUCCUGCCUCACAUGAAGGUUGCCUUCUGCCACAGUGUCCUGGUCUCCUGGUUGUGAGGCAGUUCUUGGUCUCGGGUCACCCCAGUGGACAGCAGUGUGACAUAUAGAUAGCCAGGAUCCUAUUUGAGUGUUAUGGUUGUCUACUGUGGUGUCGUGGGUUUUCUCCAGGCACUCUGGUUUCCCCCACAUUCUUAAAAAAAACUGGUUGUCUACUGUGGUGU